This is a messenger RNA of Brassicogethes aeneus, 984 nucleotides long. NCBI's taxonomy places the organism in Eukaryota, Metazoa, Arthropoda, Insecta, Coleoptera, Nitidulidae. The record is from the annotation of a GenBank genome assembly.
CAAAUAUUCAAUUUAUUAUAAACAAAUAUUUAUCAGUUUACCUGUAGAAACGCCGGUGGAGUUAGAUAAAACACACUGCAUAAACACAAAAAGAACGAGCACGCACUUCAGCCACAUGUUUUGAUGGUGUCUUUGUAUGAAAUGCCAGCGUUUUGACAAAAUUAAUUUUUACAGUUACUCCUGAUGGGCUGCAGGAACAAGAGGCCGCCGCAACUACGGGUAGACCUUUCACUUUACGUCUGUCUGUCUCACCUUAGUGCAGCAAAUGCGGAAUUACCAAAUAGCCUCGAAGAAGUAAAUGAUAAUGCAAGAUUCACAAUAGAAGGAAGAGUUUUUCCGUUAUCGGAUUAUCAGACAACGCAAUCCAAUUGGCAAACAAACACGAGAAUUUUAAUUAAUGGAGGUGAAUUUCGAGGGUUCGUUAAAAAGGAUGGCUCUUUCCUUAUUAAUAACGUGCCCAGCGGUUCAUAUGUUAUGGAAAUUUUAAACCCCGAUUACACAUUUGAGCCUCUACGAGUUGAAAUCAAUUCAAAGGGAAAAUUCAGGGCAAGGAAGGUUAACUUUAUUCAGUCUACUGUUGUUCCGGUCCCUUAUCCUCUCAAAGUAAAGGCACUGACAAAUACAAGAUAUUUUCAAGUAAGAGAACAAUGGAGACUCACAGACUUCAUAUUUAAUCCAAUGGUUAUGAUGAUGUUCUUACCAUUGGUGUUAAUAAUGAUUUUGCCAAAAAUGAUGAAUGAUCCAGAAACCAAAAAAGAAAUGGAACAAAUUCAAAACUUAACCAAAUUCGAAAUGCCUGAAAUGGGAGAUUAUGUAUCAAAUUUAUUAGCAGGCACUUCAAAUAGUCCUAGUCAAGAUAAGAAAAAAGCUAUAAAAAACAAGAAAAGGCAAUAAUAUUUAGUCCAAAGACGGAUUGUGGGGUUUAUGAUAAUUUAUUGUUUAGGUUUUUAAAACCAGUUUUUGUUAAUAAAACUACAAAUACAA